Molecule: messenger RNA, 2022 nt
Organism: Pimephales promelas (fathead minnow)
Lineage: Eukaryota; Metazoa; Chordata; Actinopteri; Cypriniformes; Leuciscidae
Gene: cbln12
Product: cerebellin 12
Biological process (GO): maintenance of synapse structure
Cellular component (GO): synaptic cleft; glutamatergic synapse
Molecular function (GO): protein binding
Source: RefSeq, a predicted model, not a curated record
AGGAUGAGUAAGGAGAUCUGUCAGAUUCAGUGUUUCUCUACAGAAGCUUUGACACCUCGCAUCAUUACACCUGGGAAACCGAGGAACAGCCCACUAAAUCAGGUUGGCUAUGAUGAUGGAUUCUUUUUGGGGGAUGAUAAGAAACCUCUAAGUGUCCUUGUCUUUGGUCCCCUGCAGGCAAUUUAACAAGAUAGCGCAGAAGCAGAUCUUCAUCACGAAACUGUGACAGACAGUGGGUGACUGCAAAAUAGAGAGAAAGGGUGAGGGUGAAAAACACAGCCAAGGAUUUAAAGAUAACUUUUAAAAUAGCUCAUAACAUCUCAGGGUUUCCAGGAUCCUUCACUUAUCUCUCCCCAGUUCCCUGCGGAGGACAUACCUGACCAAAUCGCAGGAAGCAUUUGCACGUAAUUUCAUCUGAAAUAUUGCGAGGAAAUUAUAACAAGACAAUGCUGCCUUGCUCUGGGCUGCCAAUGCCAAUACUAGCUCUACUUUUGCUAGUCGGCCCUCUACUGGUCAGAGGGCAAAAUGACACGGAGCCCAUAGUCCUGGAGGGUAAAUGCCUGGUGGUCUGUGACUCAACACCCUCCUCAGAACCAUCAGUCAGUUUUUGUCAGAUCUUGGUGAACGUUGGCAGUCAUUUUGACCAAGAAAGCAGUGUCUUCCUUGCUCCGAGACGAGGGGUGUACAGCUUCAAUUUCCAUGUGGUGAAGGCAUACAACAGACAAACCAUACAGGUGAGUUUGAUGUUGAAUGGAUGGGCGAUGAUCUCAGCCUUUGCUGGAGACCAGGAUGUGACACGGGAGGCAGCCACAAAUGCAGGGCUUGUGAUCAUGGAGCGAGGGGACAAGGCUUACCUCAAGCUAGAAAGGGGCAACUUAAUGGGAGGCUGGAAGUACUCUACUUUUUCAGGCUUCCUGGUCUUCCCCUUAUGAAGGACUUACGUGUGGGAAAGAGAAGAGGUGGGAGACGAGAAAGAGAGAGGGUGACAUGCUCUCUGAGGAUUUAUGAAUGCCAUAGAAAAGAUCAUGUUUGUUCUUCUCUUUCAUUUAACUGGUGUCAGAGCAGAGAAAAAUGCAUAAAAUGGAAAGUUAACUAAAUGAAAUAUUAUUUAUCUUGGAUCAUUUAUAUUGUUUAGAAAUAUUAUUAUAAUAAAAAUAAUAUUCAAAUUAAAUAUCAUUGAGAUGAGGAUUUGAAAAAAAAAGUGAGUUUGAAAUGAGUUUUAAUGUUUUUUUUUUUUAUAUAUAUAAUGUAUUUCAGAUGAUAUGCUCAUAUGGUUAAACUGAAAACAGUCAUUAGGGGAAGAUACAAUGUGACUGUCCUAAUAAUAUUUUUGAAAUUAUGUAUUUACAUUUUUUUUUAGAAAAAUUCCAUUUCUAAAAUCACUUUUAAUGAAACGAAUAAUUAAAAUAUAGUUGUUGCUCAUGUUAAUGUUUGCCUGCUUAUGGAGCUGUGUGUGUAUAUUAUAAAGAUAAAUCUCAUUAAAUUGACUCCCUUAAUUAAAAAUCCACAUUCUGUGUGAAAUAUGUCCUCAACCUGUGUUCCUUCUCUGAAUGAGGCAUGUUACCUGUAACAACAGCUGUUUGUAAAUAUAGCUCUCAGCAUCAGAGCUGGCAUGGUUUACAAGGAAUCGUCGCAGAUAACAGCAUAGGCAUAAUGGAUAACGGAUACGAACUACAGUGGCACUGGUCGAGCAAGGCAGAUGGAGUUUUUGGCAAGCAGAAGUGCAAGUGUACGCUGGACUCCUAUGGACUAUGCAGGGUGGGCUGUCACAAUCAAUAAUUUACACUGCAUUGGUUUAAAGACACACUUAUUCACAUACAAAACAAGGAAAGAAAGAGAGAAGAAAUUAUGAUAAAAACGUGUUAAAAAUGUAUGUUUGUGGAUGUAAGUUAUUUAUGAUGUCCUAGCACAUGUUAUAAAUAUUUAUUUUUCAUAUAAAUUUUAGUUCUAUUCACUAGAAUUAAUAAUUUGAAUUUCAUUGAAAGUAUUUUAUGUCAUCCAUAAAGCCUGCUGUUUCCGGUG